Messenger RNA from Fundulus heteroclitus (mummichog), 1184 nucleotides. RefSeq names its product GTP binding protein 8 (putative) (gene gtpbp8). The transcript has 8 exons. Gene Ontology annotation, molecular function: GTP binding. Gene Ontology annotation, cellular component: mitochondrion. The record is from RefSeq and is a predicted model, not a curated record. Lineage: Eukaryota; Metazoa; Chordata; Actinopteri; Cyprinodontiformes; Fundulidae. Bases 169 to 1056 code for a protein of 295 amino acids.
GCUGCCGGCCAAUGAGCGUCAGAGAAGAAGAGCCAGGUGUAAACAUGGAGCAGUGAAGACAGGAGAGGAAACGACAUGCUUCAACAUAUCUUUCCCGUUUUAUGUUGAAUUAUGACCUAAAGAGGGAGAAUCUCGAUACCUUGCAGGCAGAUCUGAGGACAGCUAAGGAUGAUGUUUCGUCUCCAGCUCCUCCAGCUCCUCCAGUCUGGAGCUCCAGCUCCCCUCGUCUGCCGUCAGAUCCACAAACUGGCCUCGCUUCAGAAAGCAACGUCGCUGCCUCCCAGAAAGAUGCAGAGCUUGCUGUACCCCUUCAGCGGCCUGGAGGUACACCUGGACAGGUCGGUGGACAGGAUGCAGUUUCAGCUCUUUCACCCCUCUGUGGAGGACAUGAUGGAGGCAGAGAAGCUCUACUGUUCUUCACCGUCUCAUAAGAUAGAUUACCACAUCUCUGCGGUGAGGUUGGACCACGCUCCUGCUCUGACGCAGCCAGAGGUGUGUUUCAUCGGCAGGAGCAACGUGGGGAAGUCGUCUCUCAUCAAAGCUCUGUUUUCCCUCGCUCCGGAGGUAGAAGUCCGGGUCUCCAAAACUCCAGGCCACACCAAGAAGAUGAACUUCUUCAGAGUGGGAAAAGCUUUCACCCUGGUGGACAUGCCGGGUUACGGUCACAAAGCGCCCGGAGACUUCGUCGACAUGGUGGAGCCGUAUCUUUACACCAGGAAAAAUCUGGUGAGGACCUUCCUGUUGGUGGAUGGCAGCGUUGGUCUCCAGAAGGCUGACCUGAUCGCCCUGGAGAUGUGUGAGGAGACCAGAUCUCCAUAUGUGAUGGUGGUGACGAAGAUCGAUAAGUGUGGACAGGGAGCUCUGUUGACGAACCUGCUGAGUCUUCAGGAUGUGGUUAAACAUCAGACCACAAGCUGCUUCCCCCAGCCCUUUCUGAUCAGCUCUGUUCAUUAUUGGGGUAUCCAUCUACUGAGAUGCUUCAUUGCUCAUGUGACAGGGAGCAUCAGGCUGAAGAACACCUCCAAAAGUGGAUCAGACACCAGUCGUGUUCACUGAGGAGGAAAUGGGACCUGGCAGAUGUUUUCUCUGUUUGUUAACUGUACAGAUAUCGUAAAUUAUGACAUGUCGGCCACUGCUCUGGUCUUGUUUUCUAAAAGAAAUAAAGUUUUUGUUUAUAUUUGAUU